Messenger RNA from Candoia aspera, 3003 nucleotides. It is a transcript of the gene NEGR1, whose product is annotated as neuronal growth regulator 1. The record is from RefSeq and is a predicted model, not a curated record. The transcript is spliced from 7 exons. Lineage: Eukaryota; Metazoa; Chordata; Lepidosauria; Squamata; Candoiidae. The coding region runs from base 238 to 1302 and encodes 354 amino acids.
UGGUGUGCGAGACACCCGAGACUAGACACGCUCCGGACGCGGCCAGCGAGAAGCUGAGCGAACGAGAGAAAGAGAAAAGGGAGAAGGCAGGCGGCAGCGGAAGCAAAAGAGGCGAAGAGGACGCGCAGCUUGGCCGGGACAGAGGAAGGAGGCUGCUCCCUGCCUUCGUGCCUGCCUGCCUCGCCAGGAUCGACGCGGAACUAGAGCCGCCAGCCGGAGCGCAGCCUUCGAGAGGGCAUGGACGUGAUGCUCCUGGUCCAGGGCGCUUGUUGCUCCAACCAGUGGCUGGCCGCGGUGCUGCUCAGCCUCUGCUGCUUGCUGCCCUCCUGUCUCCCCGCCGGUCAAAGUGUAGACUUCCCCGGGACGGCUGUGGAGAACCUGGUGGUCCGGAAAGGGGACACGGCGGUGCUGAGAUGUUACUUGGAAGAUGGAGCUUCAAAAGGUGCCUGGCUGAACCGAUCAAGUAUUAUUUUUGCAGGAGGAGACAAGUGGUCAGUAGAUCCUCGAGUUUCAAUUGCCACAGCAAAUAAAAGGGAAUACAGUCUCCAGAUACAGAAUGUGGAUGUGUCAGAUGAUGGUCUGUAUACUUGUUCAGUGCAGACCCAACACACGCCCAGAACCAUGCAGGUGUACUUAACUGUAAAAGUUUCUCCAAAGAUAAGUCAUAUCUCAAAUGAUAUUGUGGCGAAUGAAGGAAGCAACAUCACACUGGCGUGCUUGGCUACAGGGAAACCUGAUCCUUCCAUCUCUUGGAGACAUAUCUCUCCAUCAGCCAAACCAUUUGAAAGUGGACAGUACUUGGACAUCUAUGGAAUUACAAGAGACCAAGCUGGGGAGUAUGAAUGUAGUGCUGAAAAUGAUGUCUCAGUUCCAGAUGUGAAAAAAGUAAAAGUGACAGUAAACUUUGCCCCAACAAUUCAGGAAAUAAAAUCCAGUGGAGUGAUUCUUGGAGGGACUGGAUUCAUAAGAUGUGAAAGUGCGGGUGUUCCUUCCCCAGCUUUUGAAUGGUACAAAGGAGAAAGGAAAUUGAUCAAUGGGCAACAAGGAAUUACUAUAAAGAGCUAUAGUUCAAGAUCAUUUUUAAAUUUCAACAAUGUGACAGAGGAGCAUUUUGGCAACUAUACAUGUGUCGCUGCCAACAAAUUAGGCACAACCAAUGCCAGCCUGCUUCUUAACCCUCCAAGUACAACUCAGCUUGGGAUCACUGGGGGCGCUGAAGUUCUCUUGUCCUGCUGGUACCUUGUGUUGACACUGUCCUCUUACACCAGCAUAAUGUACCUGAAGAACACCAUUCUACAAUAAAUAUAAAGAACCAUGAAAAGCUUUUAAGGAUUCUUUGAAAGUGCUGAUGACUGGAUCCAAUCUGGUAGAGUUGGUUAAAAAACGUCGUGGGAUAUAAUCAGCAGUGCUUGUAUGGGAAUGAUCGCCUUUGUAGAAUUGCUCAUUAUGUAAAUACUUUAAUUCUACUCUCUUUUUUAUUAGCUGCAUUACCUUGUGAAGAAGUACACAUUGUCCUUUUUCUUUUCCUUUCUCUCUCUCUCUUUUUUUUCUUUUUGGAAGAUGUGAAAUUAUUUUUAGAGGAUAUUAAUUGUGAGUUCAUGUUUGUAAUCUAUAACUUUUCAAAAGCAUUCAGUCAUGGUCUGCCAAGUUGCAGACAAUAGUUUACAUAAAAAGAACCCAAAUAAUUGCAGUUAAAAAAAAUGUGAUCUUUAAGGCUGCAAUACAAGCAUUCAUUUCCCUCUUUAAAUAAGAUUCUAUCUGUAUUGACACAGAAUCUCUUUUUUUUUUACAGAAAAAGCUAAAUAACAAUGGCUUUGAUUCAUCUCUUCAAAAAUAGAAUACAUACCUAGAUUUUCUCCUAGCAUGACACUCAGAUUUCAAGAAUGAGCUUUGUAAUAUGACUGCCCCGUGCAGUUAUGUUUUGAUUUUGAUUUUCUUGUCUGUUCAGCAUGGGUGUGCCUUCAUAAGAUACUUUCUCUUCCUCUCAGAUGGGAGAUUAUAUAAAUAUAUAUAUAUAUACAUAUAUAUAUUUUGGUAGAUGCUAAGUUCAAGGGUACUGAAUCUCUUAUUAAGAACAAAGGUGCUAUUGGCUGUACCAGUGGGGAAAGGAACGAUCCAAACACUGAGCACAGAAGCAGACAGAGUAAACAGGUCGUACUUAAAGGGUUUUUUUUUUCCAGAUCUGUACAAAAACAACAGAUAUCUCAGAGGCUUCUUUAUGAGUGUAGCCCCUUUUCUUUGUUCAUAUUGUGUCACGAUUUUUAAAAGACUGCAGAGAAAGUGAGCAUUCCUUUAUUUUACUAAAUGUUAAUAAGCAAUGUCAAAAGUUGCGUUUCGGCAUUGUUCUUCCUGUUUAGUAGAUAGUGUCGGUAAAACCUAAACCUUUUGAACGGUCAGAAUGUUUAAAAAUGUUUUUAAAACCUACAUGUUUUUAAGAUACAUAUGUUCAUGUGCACAGACAUCAGGAAUAGCAUCUGUUCCAAUAACAGGGCACAGAUGCUACAUAGGAAUGUGCUAAUGUAUCAUUGGUACUCAAACAUUUUUCUAAAGUUAGUUUGGUUAAACAAUAAAUGACUGUUUCCUCUCCUACAUAAACACGUGGCUGAAGAAUUUCCCCAAACGUUUGCAGUAACCGUGCCAUAAUCUUCACCUGUUUUACGUGUACGUAGGAGAGAGAGGUCAUGUAAAUGCUGGAUUAUGAUGUUAUGCCACACAAUGUAGGGAAGAUUAUAGAAAAAUGCAGAUGGAUGUAAUGUUAUUCUGAAACAUGUAUUUAGAACUUACAGAACACACAAGAGGGGUAUAAAAGAGCUUUUCCCUCCUUACUCAUAAGUUAUUUUAAAUGCAACUUGUAAGAAGUCAGUAUUUUUUUCAAAUGUUAUGUGCUACAUAUCUGGUUGCCAUAGUAUUCUCUAUCCUUGUCUUAGCGUAAUGUUGCAUUUUCUCCCCAGAACUGACUUUGAUAGGUUUACAAGUCCUAUUUCAAUUUAGUUUAAUGCUAAA